Messenger RNA from Dermochelys coriacea (leatherback sea turtle), 6387 nucleotides. Its product is annotated as proline-rich protein 33-like. The transcript is spliced from 2 exons. Lineage: Eukaryota; Metazoa; Chordata; Testudines; Dermochelyidae. The record is from RefSeq and is a predicted model, not a curated record. Bases 354 to 1964 code for a protein of 536 amino acids.
CAUUUCUUUAAGCCUUCAGGCUUCACCUCACUCACACAUCCCCUCCCCCGUCUCCACCUCCAGUUGGCAGGGGACCCCAGCAAUAUAGACCAUGCCCUCCAGUGGGGCUGACAGCUUUAGCAGCCCUCUUUGCUAUCAGCCGGUAAGAGCAGAGAAAACGUUUAGGUCAGGAGCUGUGGGGCUGUUUUUAUUUUUGGCAUGCAUCAUGGAUCAAUUCCUUCCCCCUCUCCCUGCCAUUUGUAGGAAGGGAAGAGUCCAAACCAAGGAUGUUCAGAUGGAUUUUUAAGCACACGGAGCUGGGAGCAACAAGCUGCAGCCUCUAACCAUCACUCAGCACUCACCAGGGAAUUAAAAUGCUGAUCACGGUAACACCACCUGACGAGCCAGCAUCCCUCCAUCCACAGAUUCCACCCCCUGCCAUACUACCGAAACCCGGUAAGGACAAUCUUAGGCUCCAGAGACUCUUGAAGAAAGUUGCAAAGAAAAAUACACCACUAGCCUCCCAGCAAGCCAAAUCCUUCCGGUCCAACCUCUCCCCAGUGAGCGAGGCCAGCCCAGACCUAGAGCACUGCGAGCGCUCAUCCCCGCUGAAGACCCCAGAAACGUCGAUGCACAUCACCAUCCGCCUCCCUCCCCGGUUCUCCAUCAAGCCAGUCAUCCACCACGUCUCAUCUCCUUUCCCGAAGGCCAAGCCAUUCACGCUCAAAGUAACUGAGCAGAGGAGAAUCUCUGAACACCUCAAGCUCUCCGUCUCUCCAGUAGCAUCCCCUGUGCACAGGCAGUCCCCAUGGCAACCAAAAGGGAUGACAAAACCAGACACGCCCACCCAGCUGCCCUCUCCACAGGCACAUUGUGUAUUCGUUUUCCCUGACCCUCCUGUUUCCAUCUCACCUGUCAUAGAAGCCCCGGUGGAAGUUACCCACGUCACCAAAGUGCACGCUUGUGUCCACAGCGUACAGGCACCCAGAGCAAAGACCCCCUUACCAGACCAAUCCUCUACAGCCCUCAGCAGUGAGGACAGGCAGCCUUCAGCAGCCCAUACUGGCAAAAGCAACACAGAGCCACCUGCAGGGCCAGCACCAGUCACUCUCAAUGCUGAUGAGGCUGGAGCUGCUACUCCCAAAUCAAAGGACCCCAUGCUUCCCACCAUGACAGCAGAGCCCCCCUACAAAACUCUUAAGUCUUCAACUCCCAGAGAGUCUGUUGGGACUGCUUUCCUCAGUCCCCGGAUGCCAGAUCCCCAAUUCAGUAGACCAGAAACCCCAGGAAGUGACACAGCAAGGUCCAGAACAGAGUGGGUUCCUGAACUCCCUGAGCCACACAGCAAAAGCCUAAGGCCAAUGACUCCCCAUACAGCUCAAGAAGCCAAAGUGCCAGCUGACAAUACCAGGGCUUUCUCCACAGAAGCAAAGGAAGAGCUGGUCAUGCCACCACAGCCAACAGCCACCAUUCCCAGUCCUUCCCCCAAAGCUGAGCCUCCACCACCAUCUGUGGAGAAGGCCAGACCUCUUACAGCCAAGCUUGGUGGAUGGUCUCGCCUCAAGAAGCACUUGACAGUGGAACCUGAGGAGCCCCAAUUCCCAGAAACUAAGCCAGCCAAGCCUGAACAGGAGGAAGCAGGAAGUAAAGCAGAAUGCUCUCAAGGUAAUGCCAGCCAAGACAACAGGCUGAUUAAAUCAAGGGCCACCAAAAUGUGGGACGCCAUUUUAUAUCAGAUGACAGCCCUCAAGAGGAGAAAGCAGCAAGAGGAAGAAAAAGGAAUAAGGAAAGAGGAGGGAUUCUCAUUCCGGUGCCGCUUGCCCCUUCUCCACAGACCACGUUUCGAUGCCCGGAAACUGAAGGAGCUGGCUUCCAAACCAAUGACGAAGAUCACCACCAUGUUAGAGUCGAGCCUACUCCACCACAAGACACCCAAGGAGCCCAAGAAUUUUAACAGGACUGCAUCAGGUUGGCAGCUCAAGUGAAGCCAGCUGGAUUCCACCUCGGCAACAAGCCCUGAACUUUCUCAGGCCUCUCCAAGGCGCUGCCUGAGUUCUGAGCAGGAAAGUGCCUUUUAGAGCUAGAUUUUCAUGCAGUAUGGAGGCCAAAUGUGAGAAAAAUAUAAAUAAAAUCCUUCACAGCCAGCAACUUUAUGGUGAGGGCUUUAGGGGAUUAUUAUGACUGUACAUAUAUGACUGUACAUAUAUGAUAUAUCUGUAGUGCAUGCACACAUUUCCAAAGUAGCUUGAGGAUCUAAGAACAGCUCUAUAUCUAUAUGCAGCUUCAUUUAAAAUAUUCCAAUUGGAGAUCAGGCUACAAAACCAAAACAAAGGACCCACAAAAAGCAGUGAAGCAACCCGUAGAAAACCCCCACUGUAAAGGCACCUUGUUUUUCAUUCAGUAAAUCAAUGAAAUUUUAGCUUUAUUUUUAAGUGAAUCCCAAACAGUGCAAGCCCAGAAACAGGACAGGUUGUGGUAAUGCAAGUUGCUCCACACUGCCCCAACUAAUAGUCCACCUCCUAGGCUGUAGGAUCCAGUUUCAGACUGAAGGAAGGGUUCGGUUUCUAAGCCACUGAGUUCUUUGUUGGAACCCACAGCAGUAGCUUCAAUUUCUGGUCACUCAGAACUAGACAGAGAUGAAUUCCCUUUGCAUAGAACAUGGGUGACAGGUUGUGGUAUAUUUCAUGCUGCUCUCAAACCACACUUUACUCAGUCAAGAAAACAAUCUCAUUAGUUUUAGGUUUUAUAAUUAGAUCUUCCUAGAGGUAAAUUUGAGGUUGCAGGAGUGGGGGGGGGGGGGGCGGAAGGGAGGGAAAGAGACCCUUUAGUUUUGCAAUGAUCAGAGUUUUUCCAUUCUUAAAUGCUUUUGAGUGCACUUAUUGGCCAGGGAUUUUCAGAAUGAUUAGGGUUUUGUUUGCUUCAUCUUUUGGGAUGCCCAACUUGACAUACCUUAAUGGGGUCUGAGCUUCAGAGGGUGGGCAAUCAGCAGUUUCUGAAAAAAUUAGGUCCCUUUAAGGUGUCUCAGAUUGGGCACCCAAAGCCACUAGUGACUCUGGGCCAUUCCACAUAGGCCAAUACAGCAGGGAUUUAAAAAAAAGACCAGGAGGCUUAAAACAGAGUUUCUAGAAAAUAAAGUGGGUUUUUUGCAGAGAGAUUCAAAAGCAUCUUUUCUUGCACAGACCUAAAACAUUUCCUACAAAUAGCAGCAUUUAUAUGGAACUAUUUUGCAGGAUUUGAGUGGGGAGCGCUGGCCUGAAUCUAAAAAUUUCCAAGCUACAGCCACCCCCACUGUCCUGGCUGUAGCUGAGAGGGGAUCAGUAGUUCCAUUUUCAGGCACAUCAUGAGAAAUCACACAUUACACCCUUCAUGGGGUUCUCAUGUGGCUUAGAUAUUUUUCACCAGAGCAGAUCACCCUGGACAUUGAUAGGGAUUACAAAAACUAUCCAGAGUCACAGUAAAUGAAACAAAAAUCUCAAAAGCAAUAUAAACCUUCAGGUUAUGAACCAGCUUCUAGCUAUUGACUGUUAGGGGCAGGUUAUCCUAUAGCUGCCUACUGAAGGGUUCUUGCACCUUCCUCUCAUUCAGCCAGAGCUGGCCAUUGUCAAGGACCACAUACUGCACUGAAUGGACCCUGAUCUAACCCCGAGUGGCGAUUCCUAUCUACUGAAUAGAAACCUCUGAAGCAUCUGAUCUUAGCCACUGUUAAGAUGGCAGACUAGGAGAAAGAUUAAUCUGUUCAAAUGUGGCAGCUCCAGUGUUCCCUUAUCAGUCUGCCUGAAGGGCAUUGAUAGAAAGGGUACAUUAUAGUGACCACCUCAUACAGAACAGAACAUUGUUGGUCUUCCUAUUAGUCACCCAGGGAAGCCAAUGGCGACCAACUGUUCCUUGUCCUCACUUCUAACUCAGGACAGACUAGUUAGCAAUGAAGAACUAGUUUUUGCCACACUUGAUCCCCUGCCACCCAGGUGUCAGUAACAUUUGUUGGGCUAAAACCUCCACGAGCUGCCUCUUCCAUUCUGCUCUACAAAAUGGGCAGCACUGGCAUGCACUCACCUCUGAGCUCUCUCUCUCGCCUUCAGUCUUCUCCCAAACCUAAGCAAGCCCCAAUGCAAUGCAUUAGGGAUGUCCUAGCAGAGAUAUGGCCAAAGCAUGCCUUGGCAAGGCCUUACAAUUGGGUUUUUUUAAAACCCAUCAGUUCUCAAGCACUGUAGGAGACAUGGAGGCUCCUCUGCACUUCUAAUGGCAGUGACAUUCUAUUGCAUUUAUUUUGAUCACAGCUGCUCAGAUUUAACACAUGGGGGGUGGGAUUGGUAAAUAUUAAGCAGCAUUACACUGAGAUCUGUUUUUUCUGGCUAUUUUGGGGGUUUGUUUUGUGGGUUGUUCGGUUGUUUUUAAAUGUUCACAGUUGUUUGCAUCUCCAUAGUCGCCAGGCUUAGGGAGUGAGCUCACAUAGGGUAAGCAUGCAGCUAUUUCCACUUCCCUAGUGAGGUUACCAUAAGGGGGAAUGUUUCUGCAUAGCUAAUAUAAGAUUGGUAUGUUUUGCCCCAACGGGAAAUUUGAUACCUGCUACCACCUUCUGCGCCUACACACAGGCUGGAAUUUCUCAUUCCAAACCAACAGCCUUUAAAAAAAAAAAAAAAAGACACCCCACACAACCCACACUUUUGGGGGGCGGGGGGGCGGGAAGUUUAAUUUCUGAGAAGAAACGAAAACUGAAAAUUCUCAGUGUUGAAGAGUCAGAACUCCAGUUUUUGCCCCUGGCCAUUUUCCGGUAGCAAAAACGAAAAGAGGGAAAUCCCCAAAAUAAGAAUCUGAAAAAUUUCAAUAUUUUUCUACAAAACAAUUGCUUGGCAAAAUGUACUUCCUAUUUUUGGACCAGCUUUAAUACGCUAUACAGGUGGUCAGGGAGUUAAAAUUCCACCAACACAGAAAGGUGGCUUGCUACAAGACAACCUUAUGCUGACCUAGGCUGAGAAUGGAGAUAUUUUGCUUUAGUCAAAAUAUAUAUGUGCAGAUAGGCUGGUAUUCUCAGGAGUCCAAGAGAGUUAGGCACCCAGAUUCCAUUGAAUUUCAGUGAGAUUUGGACAUUUAUCUCCCUUAUGGUCUUUUGAAAAAAUUCCAGCCAUUUAAAAAUCUUUCCCCAAUUGCUAUUUUGUUGUUAAUUACAUAUUUACAGGGUGAGGAUUCAGAAAUGGCUCUGUGAUUCCUCCUUAGGCCUAAUCUAUAUACACAAAACUAAUGAAUUAAUUUAGAGAUAGGAUUUUUAGCCAAUCUAAUUGCACCCGUACAACCUCUAGAGUGGAUGUAGUUAUGCCUGUAUAAAGGUGUUUAUCCUUGUAUAGUUUAUUCAUCUUUCCUUAUAGGAAUAGCUAUACUGAUAUAAAACACUUAGACCAAUGUAAGUACCUCAGAACUAUUGGGUUUUACUAUGACUAUCCCAGUAUAGUCAAGACAGUCUAAAGUAGAAAGUUGUACAAGGCUUUAGUCAACAGAAAUCUCUACUAAAACUUCAAGACAAUCCUUUUAAGCAGUACCUAUUUUCUUCUUCAACUCUUCAAAUACAGCACAAGGAGCUUGUCUUCCCUAGGAAGCUACAACCUAAUUCAUAUGAUGCAGAACAUGAUUUCACAACCAGCAUAGACAGCGCACAGGUAGUGCAACAACUUGUCUGCUGAUUGCAGGAAAAGUUUAGCCAUGAGCAGUUGGAACAAACACUGAACACACGUUGUCCAUGUCUAAACUGACUGCGAAGUCAUAUUAGUUAAUGAUGUCAAGUACCAGGGGGUAGCCGUGUUAGUCUUUAAGGUGCCACCAGACUCCUUGUUGUUUUUGUGGAUACAGACUAAGAUUUAUUUGGGCAUAAGCUUUCGUGGGUAAAAACCAACUUCUUCAGCUGCAUCUGAAGAAGUGGGUUUUUUACCCACGAAAGCUUAUGCCCAAAUAAAUCUGUCUUUAAGGUGCCAUUAGUUAAUGAUGCAUCAAGAUAAGUGUCUUAAGCGGCCUAAUUUUCUAGCAAAGUCAACGCCAAAUUGUUGCCAAGAAGCUUGUCUCCGGUGAAGUCAAAUUAAACUCAAAUAUAAAUAGUUCAGGUCACUGAUUUUUAAAUCUGAAGAUCGUGUUUAUAAAACAUGCUGGUUUGGAAUUUUCAGGGAGGGAAAAUACACUGAGAAAGUCUCAUUUUAACUUUUCAUGACAAGGUUUCCAAACGCUUCACCAGUUUUGUUUUGUUGUUUUAGUUUGUUUCAGCAUAGUUGCUUUGGGACAUCAUCAGCUUUUUGCAGUUUCCUGUAAUAGUGGUCAAGAGUUCAGUUCUUCAGCCAGAUGCCCUUGAUUGGCAGUCCUUUUGUCCGAUCGCAUACAGUAGCCUCUUUCUAAUGCCAAAACAAAUUUGCUUAAAAAAAAACAAAA